CCUAAACAUACUUUAAUAAACAAAAGAUUAGGACCCGCAAGCGCGAUAAAAACCAACUUCCACUCAACGGUGCUUCAUCUGGGCUUUUAUUGUGAAGUUUUAUUUUUCUUUCAUCGCUUGCCUCGCUCCUGCCAGCCUCACAGCCACUGUAGACUUCAAGCAAAUCCACUAGCGUUGCAGGAGCUGCAGUGCGCGACGGAGCCACCUCACACCGACCCACCUGGAACCCACGGACACUGACGCACAGAUUCUACAGCGACCAUGCAGUGGCUCAUGAAAGUGUGGGUCCUUGCUUUGCUUUUGUGGAUUCCGGCUCAGUGCCAGAAGAGAAGGAAGAAAGGGCAGAGAGACGACAACCAGGUCAUCAUGUACGAGGCUAAAUCUCUCAUCUGCCCGCUGGAGAUCAUGUUCCUGGUGGACAGCUCGGAGAAGGCAGCGUUGACGCUGUUUGAACAGCAGAAGCAGUUUGUCCUAGGCUUCAGCGCCAGGCUGGUGCGCAUCGACUCACCCGGCUGGCGAGUGCGCCUCCGCCUGGCUGUGCUGCAGUACAGCAGCACCGUGUCCGUUGAGCACAACUUCAGGGACUGGCAGGACCUGGAUGUUUUCCAGAGUCGGGUCUCCUCCAUGGCUCUCAUCGGCCACGGGACCUACUCUGCCUAUGCCAUCACCAACGCCACCAAGGUGUUCAAGCAGGAGACCUCGUCCAGCAGCCUGAGGGUGGUGCUGCUGAUGACGGAUGGAGAGGACCACCCACGCAGCCCGAGCUCUGUAAUGGCCGCCGCCACCGCCAAGCAGAAUGGGAUUAGGAUGUUUACUAUCCGGCUAUCUGGAGCGCCGGAACAGGGCGCCAUGGGCAUGAAGCUGAGGUCCAUGGCUAGCAUCCCUGCUCAACAGCACAUGUUCAGCCUCAGCGACAGCCAGCUGGAGGACAGACUUUUCCAAGAGCUGAGUGCAUUUGUAAAGACCAAGUGUCAGCAGCCCCAGUCUUGUGGAUGUGAGAAAGGAGAACAAGGACGCCCUGGAAAUCAGGGGGAACCUGGGGAGCCAGGCUCAGAGGGAGCUCCAGGUCCAAAAGGAUCUAAUGGGGAGCCUGGGGUUCAUGGGCGCCCUGGGAUGACAGGACUGGAGGGUCGACCUGGAGGAAAAGGGGAAAAGGGGACAAAAGGGGAGUGCGGCGCUGCUGGAACCAAAGGAGAGAAGGGGGACCCUGGACCUCCAGGCCCCAGCGGACCCAAAGGAGAACAGGGAGGAAGAGGGGUGCCAGGAGACCCUGGUCCAGAGGGAGCUUUAGGCCCUAAAGGUGAGCGUGGACCAAGAGGUUCCUCAGGACCUCCUGGAGAGAACGGUCUGGGCUUCCCCGGUCCAAAGGGCAACAAAGGGAACCAGGGCAGGCCAGGACCACAUGGAGCCCCAGGUGGAGGAGAGCCCGGCUUACAAGGACCUCCAGGACCUUCUGGGAUUCAAGGCUCUCCAGGUCUGCCUGGUGAAGGUCUGGCAGGACCAAAGGGGGAGCGAGGCUAUGAAGGCCCCAAAGGCAGUCGGGGAGCUCCGGGACUCGGCAUCAAAGGUGAUAAGGGAAACGCAGGAGUCCCUGGUCUGCCAGGAAUGCUGGGCUUCCCAGGCCCCGGCCUCCAAGGAGAAAAGGUAAACGGAAUAUCACGAUCCCGCUUUUGCCGCUUUUUUUGUUUAUUUGUGUGUGAACGGCCUUUUAAAUUCUACUUUAAGGGGGAACGAGGACCUAUUGGACCCUCUGGUCCCAGAGGCCCUUCAGGACUGGGCACAGCUGGAAGCAAGGGUGAUCAGGGUUUCCCCGGAGAGCCUGGCGCUCCAGGAGAGAGGGGUAUGGGUGAACCAGGAUCAAAGGUAAGAGCAAAGAGCCGUUCAGCAAGGCAGAUGGGAACCGGGCUCUCGGCUGACAUGCAAGUUCUGUUCCAGGGUGAGCCUGGACCUGAAGGAGCUGCUGGGAUACCUGGCAUUCCUGGAGAAGAUGGAGCUGUGGGGGCCAAGGGAGAGAUGGGCUCACCGGGACAGCGAGGCUUGGAGGGAGAGCCAGGCACAGGCAUAUCUGGAGAAAAGGGCGACAGGGGGGAACGGGGACCGAGGGGUCUCCCAGGGUCUCCAGGCCCAAUUGGACCUCCUGGUGCAAAGGGAGAACCGGGCAGCACAGGAAUCAGCGGCCUACCUGGACCUGCUGGGCGGGGCUUCCCAGGAGCAAAGGGAGACCCCGGCUCUGUGGGAUCCCCAGGACCGGUUGGAGCACCUGGUAUGGGAAUCCUGGGGCCCAAGGGAAAUAAAGGCAGUGCUGGAUCAGUGGGGCCGCCAGGGCACAAGGGAGAGGGCUCACCGGGGCCACAGGGUCAGCCUGGUCCACCUGGACUUCAGGGAGAAACCGGACCUGAGGGGAGAGGAUUGCCCGGACCGAAAGGGGACAGAGGCUCACCGGGUGUCCUGGGACUGUUGGGUCCUCCUGGAAUUGGAAUUUAUGGACCAAAGGGCUUUCCAGGACAGCCUGGCCCUUCAGGACCACAUGGGCUGCCAGGGAAGGGACUGCCUGGACCAAAGGGAGAGCCGGGGUUUCAGGGGCCAAUGGGUCUUCGGGGCCUUCCAGGUGAUGGUCUUCCUGGGGAGAAGGGAGAUCAGGGGAAGCCCGGAGACAGAGGGAAGAAGGGAGAGCAGGGGGACGCAGGAGCACCUGGCUCACCGGGACCCUCGGGAACGCUUGGAGAGAAGGGAGGGCCAGGACUCACGAAAGAAGAAGUCAUCAGAAUCAUCCAUGAAAUCUGUGGCUGUGGUGUGAAGUGCAGGGGGAGCCCUCUGGAGCUAGUGUUCGUGAUUGACAGCUCUGAGAGCGUUGGACCAGAGAACCUUGAGAUGGUCAAGGACUUUGUGAACGCCCUCAUUGACCAGAUGACAGUGAGCUGGGAGGCCAGCCGGGUGGGCGUUGUGCUCUACAGCCACGAGGGCGUGGUAGUGGUCAACCUGCAGCAGCAGCUCAGCCAGCAAGCCAUCAGGGACGCCGUCAGAGGAAUGCCAUAUCUGGGCGAAGGCACGUUCACGGGCACAGCCAUCCGUCAGGCCACCCAGCUGUUCCAGGCUUCCCGUCUUGGCGUGAGGAAGAUGGCCCUGGUGUUUACGGACGGACAGACCGAUCCGAAAGACAGCAUGCCUCUGAACGAAGCGGUGGCGGCGGCCCAUGCAGACGGGAUUAAGACAAUAGCUGUUGGAGUGAGGAGCAAAAGAAAACCUCUGUUUGAGGAAUUCCUGGCUGAGAUAAAGACAAUAGCUUCUGAUCCAGAUGAAGACCACAUCUACCUCGUGGAAGACUUCAGAUCGCUGCACACUCUGGAGAGUUACAUCCUGAAGCAUAUUUGUGAUGAAGGUUACCUCAUCAGGACAACCUCUCCUCCAAACGAUGUUUUCCCACCAGAGCAAACCCGUCCGGGUUCCUCAUCUCAGACAGACCCUGAGGAGGAGGUAGGAGAGGAAGCAGAGGAGGAAGUGGAGGAAGAGGAGGAAGACUGGCAGCUGCAGACCCCCACAGUCCCACCUGUGGAGAUGAACACCGAAUCCAUGGAGGAUCUCUGGAAUGACCUGCUGAAUGCCACGUUCACCCCACCAGAUGAUGAGGAGCAGGAGGGUUUAGAGCUGACCUCCACUUUGAGCCCACAGACCACACCUGAAGAGCUGCAGGAGAGCACUCCCAUCAGGCCCCACUCUCCUGAAGCGCUGACCAAGUCACCUGUGUCAGGUGGGGGCUGUUCUCAGCCUUUGGAUCCAGGUCCCUGUCGGCUCUAUCGAGUCAGGUGGUACUUUGACCCCCAGGCCAACUCCUGCGCUCAGUUCUGGUAUGGAGGUUGCCAUGGCAACCAGAACAACUUUGAGACCGAAGAAAUCUGCAGGAAGGCGUGUGUCUUCACGUAACACACUGUGGAGGGGUCAAAAAGUGAGCUACGCUCACAGGCUCCAUCGGCAGCUCUUAUGGACAGAAAGGACUUAGAAGCUGGGGAGGGGGGCAUCUCUGUGCCUUAAAGCUGUUUCACUGCAGCUUCACUCUGACUUCCUGCUUCCGAGCUGCCAUGACUACAUGUAGGAAGGACCCAAACCAGUCUUGUGUGGGGCCCUUCGGUGUGCUCUGCCUUCUUUACUUCCUUCCUUCCUUCUCUGCAUCCCUCACCACAUUCACCCUCACAGCCCAACCCUACUCUCUACUCUGAACAUGAAGCUGAUGGGACAUCUGGAUGCAGGAGAAUAUGGUGGACUCUGCAGGUGCAAACAGCUUAAUUCCAACACAGAGGAAACAUCUCUGACCAGUCUGGACUAAUCACACUGCUUAUACUUCACCUAUUAGUUCUGUUUCCUGAAAAUAUUUUUGUCUCACUACAGCAGCUUAAGCUGCUCAGGCACAACUAGUUCCGGCUGUUUGGGUCUUUGUUCCAGUUUAAACCCUUGACGUCUAUUGAUACAAAUAUGCAUCAAACCUCUUUGGAUCCAAAAUGGCUUUAAUUUAGCAUCUACGUGAAAGCAAAACAUAGGUUAAUAAGUUUUUUUCAAGGCUGGAAACAAAUUCAUGCAUCAAGGAGUUGAACCCUAGGUUUUGUGUGCAGGAAACCCCAAAAUAAGCAAAAGUUUCCAUAAAUAUAACAUCCCUCAUGUAAAGCUCGAAAAGAACUUUAUAUAAUUGAAGCUUUGAUUUAACUGUAUUUUGAAUAAAUACUUUAUUUUCA
This is a messenger RNA of Oryzias latipes (Japanese medaka), 4724 nucleotides long. The record is from RefSeq and is a predicted model, not a curated record. Lineage: Eukaryota; Metazoa; Chordata; Actinopteri; Beloniformes; Adrianichthyidae.